GGCUAGCAGUCGGUCAGCACCAAUUUCCCGUGGGGCUUAGGGGGGGUGGACUGGAGCAAACUGGACGGGAUGGGUAGAGCACGUUCUUCCACCCGUCCGUCGCACUCGUACGCGAGGAUUCGACACCGCCGCGUAGAUGAGACUUCUUGCUGCACUGAUCGUAUGUGCCUUUCCGAUGGCGCUGCUUCUGCGCGGUGCAAGAGGUGAUUCGAUCCGAGUCCGAGAAGGGACGCCGCUACCUUUCCGCCCACCGGGAGUGGCCGCCACCACCCCCAUGGCCCCUGCACCCGCUUCGACCUCACCUCAUCCUGGCUCAGCCCCGUCGAGCAUCUCGAGCACCUCUCCCCCGAACCCUUCACGAUACAAACUCGGUCGAACAUCACAGGAGGGCCGAUCCGAAGACGCGUCCGAGUCCUAUAUGGCUUGCGAAAACGUGCGGCUUGCUAGGCCCGCGCGUAGACCUAGAGAGCUACUUGGACAUCUGAUAUUCCUGAUCGGGACGAAGAAAGAGGGGGCACUUGUGACACUCUAAAUGAGUAUAGAGUGGUCCUCACUUCGAGGGCGGAUGUCCCUGCGGCCGUAGGGACAAAGGACAGGUCAAUUGCAUCCGGGUCUAGAGGCCACCCGAUCGAUUCCUGAAGGGAGGGGGCGAGGGCGUAUUCGUAAGACACAUAAAGCUGUCGGAAAGCCUGCUCUGCAUUGACAGCAGAU
Molecule: messenger RNA, 711 nt
Organism: Neohortaea acidophila
Lineage: Eukaryota; Fungi; Ascomycota; Dothideomycetes; Mycosphaerellales; Teratosphaeriaceae
Exons: 2
Coding region: 137-532 (131 amino acids)
Source: RefSeq, a predicted model, not a curated record